UUAUUGCUGGGAAAAAGAAGUAACACAAUAAAUUAAAUUCUGUUCGCAUGGUCCCGCAUAAAAUCAAUAGCACGUCAACAGAUUUUACGUACGGCCUUGGCCUUGGGGCGUUGCUGCCAACGGGCAGUUUCGUAAUGACUCAACUGACGCCCUCGUGCGCAUCGGGCCGCGCGUUUGGUGCGGGGACGUUACGUCACGUCUGCCCAGUUUCCAGUAAGGCUGAGCUUCUGGAGCCCUGGAGGGCGGCUCGUUAUGCGGAUGAGGAGGGCAACGGGAUCGGUCCGUGGAAGUGGUUCAGCAGAGUGGAUUGUUGUUUUUAAACCUACUUAAAUCAGUGACGACCUGAAUCAUGUUUCUCCAGAGCAUUUGGUGGCUUGUGGUAACAUGUCUCUCCGAACAAAUCAGUGAAUGUUUAAAACUUGAUAAUCCCUUGGAAGGAUCUGCCUACAUUAUUCCUGAGUCACCAGUAAUAGAAAAUGGAUCCCAAAUACAAGCAUCCUGCAUUCUUAGUGAAAGUUUUGUGAAAGAACAUGGAGUGGAUGCCAAUCAAAUAUUCUGGAAAUUAAAGGAAAACAGAAUACCAAAAGAGCACUACACCACAGUCAAUAGCACGGUAUCCAAUGUAACACUGACCUUUUCUACUGUUGGGGUUGCACUUCUGACCUGCAAUAUACAGUACAACGAGGAUCAUGUGGGAACUGUCUUUGGAAUACAAGUAACAUCAGGAUUGUUUCCAGAAAAGCCAAAAAAUUUGACAUGCAUAACAUAUUAUAACCGCAAUAUGACUUGCUCCUGGGAUCCAGGAAAAAAGACGUAUCUGCCAACCCAUUACUCUUUUAAAUUGUCAAUUAAACCUGGAGCUGUAGACCGGUAUGAGUUGCAAGAUGGUGUGAACAACUGCUAUGCAAUUUUAUUCCCAUACAUUCAUUAUUUUGUUUUAAAUAGUAUAUCAGUUGAGGCAAGUAAUUCCUUAGGCACUGUAAUAUCCGACCCAAUAAAUCUGGAUCCAGUUGAUGUUAUAAAACCAGAUCCUCCAGAGAUAACUUUGAUAAACCAAGUACCAGGAAUGAGCAGAGUUUUGACUGUGAAUUGGAAAAAUCCAUCUUUGCCAGUUACCUAUGGACUGAAAUACAAUCUCCGAUACAGAAUUCUGUAUACAAAUGAGUGGAUACAGGUUCCAUCAGAGGAUACCAACCUUAAACGAAGUUCUUUCUUAGUUCAAGGUUUGAAACCUUUUACACCUUAUAGCUUCUCAAUUCGCUGCAAGAAUAUUGGUAAUUCUGGCUACUGGAGUGAAUGGAGUGCAGAAAAAAUUAAGAAAACACCUGAAACCUAUCCAUCACGAGGUCCACCCAUUUGGAGAAAAAUUAAAAACCUAGCAUUUCCAAAUCGAGAAAUACGUAUCAUGUGGAAGGAACUUGAUAAGUCAGAUGCUAAUGGAAUUAUUUUGGGAUACCAAUUGAAAAUUAUGCAAAAGGAUUCUUCAGAAGUCCAUAUUGUUAACACUACAGAUCUUGAAUACAGAACUAUCCUUUCACAAAGUGGAUAUGAAAUUUCAUUAAUUGCAAUCAAUUCAGCUGGUUCCUCUCCAAUGUCAGUUUUAAUAGUGCCAGACACACGGGAGUCAGUACGCCAACCUGUACGUAAAUUCAGUGCUUAUAGUCAAGAUGACCAUUUAAUGGUGGAAUGGGAUGCACCCGUAUAUCCAGUUAGCGGCUACGUAAUAGAAUGGUGUGAAGAGUUUGGCAAAGGUUUGUGUCUUAAGUCCAUAUACUGGCAGUAUGAGAAGAAAACUGUGAACAAAGCUUUCUUAAAAGACCAAAUUUCAUCAUACAAGCGUUAUCGAAUAACCAUUUACCCUCUAUAUGGUGGUCGUCCUGGAACUCCGCUUUCAACAUUGGCAUACUUGCAUCAGGAUCGUCCAAUAAAUGGUCCUUCCGUUCAUCUGAAACAUGUGGGAAAACAUGAAGUUGAAUUAGUGUGGAGUGAAAUACCUGUUAAUGAACGGUGUGGCUUCAUCACAAAUUACACCAUAUUUUACAAGAGUGUCAAUUCGAAUGAAUCAAGCUUUGUUGUUGAUCCGUCGCAUCAGCAGUUCGUACUGAAAUCAUUACAGGGUAAUACUUUGUAUGUGGUUCGUGUUAUGGCAUCUACAAUCAAAGGAGGCACCAACAGCUCUGAAAUCAAUUUUACUACUUUAAAUUUUGCAAAAGGUGAAAUUGAGGCAAUUGUAGUACCAAUCUGUCUCUGUUUUCUCCUUAUCACCUUGGGAGCGACGCUACUUUGCUUCAAAAACAGACAUCUAAUUAAAACCUGCGUUUGGCCAAAUGUUCCAGAUGCUGCAAAUAGCAGGAUUGUUGAUUGGUCAUCUAACAAUGGAAACCAUAUCAAGAAUAAUCUAGGCCCAACUGAUCCUGUGAAUCUGGAUGGCUUUAUUUCUGACGUCACUAUAAUUGAAGCUGAUGCCGAUAAUAAAUACUCAUCUAAUGAGGAUGAUAUGAAGCAAUUGUCAUCGCUGAAAAAGGAAAAGAGUACAUCAGGAGAGCAUAGCAGUGGCAUUGGAGGAUCUUCGUGCAUGUCAUCCCCUCGACAAAGUGUUUCUGAUAGUGAUAGUGAGUUGGCACAGAACACAACAAGCAGCACAGUUCAGUAUUCAACUGUACUAGUGAGUGAUACUGGUUACAAGUGCCAACAACCAUCAGGACAAGUUUUUGCAAGGUCUGAAUCAACCCAGCCUCUUCUAGAAAAUGAAGAAAAGCCUGAUGAACAUUCAUAUGGCAAUUUUGGAAGCCGCAGUACAGAAGUAAAAAGACAGUAUUUUAAGCAGAAUUGUCAUGUUGAGGAGCCCAUUUUGAAAGAAGUACCUUCAAAUGAAGGUGAAAUCCUGGGUGAUAUGGAUGAAGGUAGCUCCGUCAGACUAAGUCGAACGGAAAUUUCAGAUCGGAACUCUGAGGAAUCCUGUCCUGUUGUGGAAGACUUUUCAAGCUCUGAUGACCAAACCGUUGUCAAAUUGGACUUGUUGGGAUUUGAUGGAUGUUUAGAAACUGAUCAGCAAAGUUAUAUGCCUCAGGCUGUGAAACACAACAGUUAUAUGCCUCAGUCUAAAUAAGUCUAUGCUUUGUGCUUGAGGUGCAAAAACUUUUAUUUCGGAGGUAAAGUGUCAAAAAUGUGAACCUCUGUUUAAUGUCCACACUUAUCCUGAGUAAGCCUAAAUCAUUUGUAAUUUGAUUAACUAUAGUUAUACUAAGAACAUUGUAUCUGUGUCUUUGAAUAGUGUAUGUAAAAACAUGGACACCAGUUUUUGAGCUUAAAUUAUUUGCUGGUUUCCAGAAAUGACCUGGCCACUGUUUGUGCACACACUGAGCUCUUCUCCGAGCUAUGUACAUGCUUGUGUUACAGGUCCAGCACCAAGCUACACACUUAGUCCUGCUUCCAGUCAUAUUCCUGCUAUUUCUUGCUGUCAGGGAUGUGUAGUGAUGUUGCUCCUUGUAAUUUCCUAAGAAUAGCUGGUUAAGACAGAGUAGUGAGUACAGCCUUUUUGUUACAAUUGUGACCAAGCAGCAUUUCUACUCUGACCUGGUGGGACAUCACUUGGAAGGGAGGGAGUCUUUGGUGACUUCAACAUGAAAGUGGGAAAAAGCACCUCUGGCAACAUGUAAUUGGUAAAGAGUAGGAAAGGCCAACUUUAUUGGUGUCCUUCUGAUGAAAUGAAGCAUGGAUGACAUAACCAGCACUGUUUUGUCAGAGAUGAGUACUAGAAGGUAAGACAGUGAUCCAAUCCUGGGUGCCGCCGUUUGUUGGAAUAUAUCUUCUGAGCAAGAAACCAUCAAAUUGCCCACAGAAUGAAAAGAACCAAUGUUUUGCAUACUGAUAGCAACCUGGUCCCAGAACACCAGUGCCAACAGAGAUGUUGCCGCAGCAGAGGGAAAAAAAAACUUGAAGGUUUCAAGGACUGCAUGAUCACUUGUGGUAAUGCAUGGGGCAGUUCAGCCAUUAAACAUGGACUUUUCUCAUCCUCAGUGAAACCUACAAAGGAAAUUUGUCUCCAUGGUGUAUGUGCUUCAUUAUGGUAUGCAAGCUUGAUCCUAUCCAACAAAUAUAAGAGGGACAGUAUCAAGCAAUACUGUUACAUUGGUAUUGCACUUGGCCUCCAACAAGCUUCCAUUGAAGUAGAGCUUUCAGAUUGGAGACCUGUGAUCAGUAGUAUGCUGCAAGAAGCGAUGCUCGAUCUGUUGUUCUUCAUAAUGGUGAUUUGGAUGAGAAUGGAGUUAGGUUAACUAGUAAGUUUGCAGAUGACACCAAAAUUGGUGGUACAGUGGAAAAUACAGGCUAGCUAAGUUUUCAACAGGAUAUAAAUUAACUUGGAAACUGGGCAAGAGAAUGGCAGAUAAAAUUCAACUUGAACAAUUGCAGGCUAAUUUAUUUUGUGAAGUUAAACCAGGGGAGAAUCAAAAGUGAAUGGCAGAGCUCUGUGUAAUAUUAUUGAACAGAAAAAUCUUAGGGUACAAGCACAUUUCUUCCCUGAAAAUGGAAACAUAGAGGCAACAGUGACCCUUGCCCCUAUUUAUGCCUCUGAGACCUUUAUUAGAAGUAGGUACCAAAAAUGUAGCCACAAUUAUUUUCCAGUCUAAAGGACAGUUUAGUUUUGGUGUAAUUGUGUUGCAAGAAAGAUUACAAUCUUGUAUUAUGACAUUGUGAUCAACUUUUGUUAGGAUGAGAUUUUGAAUGUUACCUAAUGAAUAUUAAUGUUUAAAAUUCUAUAUCUCAUUUAAAGGCUUUGUUUACUAAACUAAUACCGUAUUUGGUUCCAUACACUGUAAUUCUUUGAAACAGGUACGAAAUGUAUUUGGCCUGGAAGGCACAAGUAAUUAAAGAUGUCAAUAACUAUUGUAAAUAAUAUGUACCAACAUUAUCCAUUGGCUGUACGUAAUGCUUUUAUAAACAUUGGAAUCUUUUUCAAAAAAAUAUUCAGUGAAAGUGGCAAGUAUUAAUCAAGAUUUUAACACCUUUUAAUCUAAAGGUGGCCAAAGCACUACAAACAUUUGACUAUAAACUGGGUUCAGAGUAGAGAAGAAGCCAUAUUUGCACUUGUACCGCUAUUUGCCUCUUUUUUAAAAAAAAUAUGCAAUCUUAUAAUACAUGCCUUAUUUGGGCUGGGUGAAAAUACAAGAAUGCAAAUUGUAAAGACUAAUUUGAGUUGUGAGCUUUGUGUUAAGUAAAGUGCGGUAGUCCAAAUUCUCCCAAACAGGGCAACGUUUUGAGACGCCUGCCAACCAACAGUGAUGGUGAAGUCACUGUCUAUGCAUGGAGUAAGUUUAGAAAAGUUUGAAUGUAGAUUCAGGUGAGCUUAAAGGAUGCAUGCCAUUUAAUAUAAUCCGUUCUACAAUAUUUUAAUCAAGUUCUGAACAUCACAACCUAAUCAAUUGUCAUAUUAUACUAUUCACUCAUACCUGCAAACCUCUUGCUCUAAGCAUGUGCUAUAAACCAAAGUUUUUCAAUUAUAAAACACUGCUAAUAGUUGGUUCGUGAGAAUUCCAAAACUCAUGAAAUUGAUGAUUAUGAAAUUUAAGUUUACUGAGCAGCAAAUGCAGUUUUACAAGCAGUAGUUCGGUCUUUUCAGUUUUAGUUGGAUUUGAACCUUACUAAUUUUGCCAGAGUCAAAAUACGAUUGUUCAAGUUUUCAUGGUGUUGCUUUUCCUUUUCAUGAGCAAACUCUGUUAUCCAUAUUUCCUGCCUUCAAAACAUUUAAAAAAAUUAAAGAAUCUCUGCCUGAAAUGCUGCUGCACUAUACAAUCUCUCUGGAAGAGCAAUCUUGUCAAUCCUGCUGUUUGUUCCCCACAACUUGGCAGAUAUUCUCCCUCAAUUAGACUUUAAAAGUCAAUGAAAUUUGUUUCUUUGUAUUAAAUGAGAAAAUGUGAUAUAAUUGACAUUUUUAAAUAUAUGUGUCACUGACUAUAUGGUAACAAAUAGCCCAAACAGGACAUUUUCUUUAUUGCAUUUAAAGGUAUAUUGGAAUAUUAUGUAAAUCAUCUCUCUUCACCUAUUCUUUAUUUCCAGGGGAUUGAAUAAGUUCCUGAAAAGAUUAUACUCCAAACUAAAAAUAUGCAUAAACGUGGUAAUGGGCUGUUAAGGGAACAAUGUAUAAAGACUAUUCUAUUGCUUGUUGUUUUUCAAUAAUUGUUAGAAAUAGUGGGUGGCACCGCAAUAUAGUGGUUAGUGUAACACUUCAGUUACAGUUCAAUUCUGCUACUGUGCAUAAGGAGAGAUUUUUUUCCCAUGACUGCAAAGGUUUCUUCCCACAGUCCAAAGACCAACAGUUAGUUAGUUAAUUAGUCACGUCAUGUAAUUGGGUGGUGUGGAUUCAUUGGGUCAGAAGGGCCUCUUACCAUACUGUAUCUCAAAAUAACAAAGAACCAGAGGCAAAAAAGCAUUUGUAUAAGUAUAAAUUAUUUUAAGUCAUCCAGUAAUUAUUUGUAUUUAUAUACAGUGUAUCACAAACACAAGUGGAGCUUGAGGAUAGAAAUAAGUAGUUUGGAGGUAGUAGUGUGCUUUGAAUAGAUCUGCCAAUAAUGUGAAAAGGAAAAAUAAUACAUGAAAUCUGAAAUGGCAAAUGCUGGAGGCAUUUUUCAGGUUGGGCAGCGUCUAUGGAGAGAGAAAAAAAUGUUAAAUUUUAUGGUCAAAGACCUUUCAUCAAGUAAUCAUCAAUGAAAGGAUAUGAAUGAAACAUUAACCUUGUUUCUCCCUGCACAGAUGCUGCCUGAUCUGGUAAGUAGUCUAGACAUUUUGUGCUUUUUUUUCUGCUAGCAAUGUGCUUGUAUUCAACACAAGUCUUAUUUUAUGUUUAUUUUUAUAAAUGCCUAACCAUAUAGUGCAGGAGCAAGAGCUUGGGUUUUGAAAACUCAUUGUUAGUAGUGGUGAAAAUGUGUAUUUGAGGAGCUGUCAUACUGCCAAGGCCAAGAUGGUCAUUAUCUUGAUUUUGUUUUCUUUUAAAAGAUUAAACAGGAAAAUUAAGUGGAUUAGUUAAUUUUGGCUUUGACUAUUUUUGUAUAGGCUUUAAGGUACGGAUGUGGCUGCCAUAUGUUUAUACUGUAGGUAUUAUUUGUCAAUGAUCAGGUCAAAUAAAAUUCUGUAUAUGAUUUGCUUGGUUUGUAUUUAUAAUGUAUUUACCUACUUGUUGAAAGCAUGUUUUCAUGCUUGAUUUCAAGACAACCUUUAUGGCUAUGUAUUAUUGCACUCUUAAAUGUAAAGUCAUUUUGAGCAUAAUUAACAUUCAAUGAUUUUUUUUUCUUUUUGGAUAUGGCUAAAAGGGUAAUCUUCUAAACUCCUGUUCAAACUUGGGUAACAAAAUACUAUGAAAUAAUGAGUAAACUUAAGUGGAGAGAUGACAAUCAUUUAAAUCUUAAAAAUUGGACAAUUAAUCAUAUCGCAGAUAUAUUCUGCUUCUUAAAUUUAUUAUCUGGUUCUUUCAACUUGUAUGCCAAUAUUUGGCAAUGCUUAUAUAAAAUAAAGAAACAUGGCAGUAAAAUCAUUGUAACGUAAGAUGAAAUUAAAAUAGAUUGCGAUUUUCAGUUGAUUUGCAAAACUAGGCAAGACUACUAAAUGCAUGCAUCUUUGUCAUUUGUGUACUCAUUUUAAUAUUGCUGCUUCCGUCCCAUUUACUAAUGUUUGAUAUAUCAACAAUUCAUGUAAUGCAGUAUUUUAAAUUCCCAUUACUGAGCACUGGGUAAAAAAUAUUUUUCAUUAAUUUUUAUAUCUCAUUAGUGAUCGUGUGUAUGUAAUCUUUUUUGUAAUUAAAAAUAAAACCUCUCUUAUCAACCUUC
Molecule: messenger RNA, 7820 nt
Organism: Hypanus sabinus (Atlantic stingray)
Lineage: Eukaryota; Metazoa; Chordata; Chondrichthyes; Myliobatiformes; Dasyatidae
Gene: il6st
Product: interleukin 6 cytokine family signal transduce
Exons: 16
Coding region: 350-3109 (919 amino acids)
Biological process (GO): cytokine-mediated signaling pathway
Cellular component (GO): membrane; external side of plasma membrane; signaling receptor complex
Molecular function (GO): cytokine receptor activity; cytokine binding
Source: RefSeq, a predicted model, not a curated record